This is a messenger RNA of Trichoderma citrinoviride, 1104 nucleotides long. Its product is annotated as high-affinity iron permease-like protein. Lineage: Eukaryota; Fungi; Ascomycota; Sordariomycetes; Hypocreales; Hypocreaceae. Gene Ontology annotation, biological process: iron ion transmembrane transport. The record is from RefSeq and is a predicted model, not a curated record. Bases 1 to 1104 code for a protein of 367 amino acids. The transcript has a single exon. Gene Ontology annotation, cellular component: high-affinity iron permease complex; plasma membrane. Gene Ontology annotation, molecular function: ferrous iron transmembrane transporter activity.
AUGUCCAAGAACGUCUUUGCCGUUCAGGUCUUCUUCAUCGUCUUCAGGGAGUGCUUGGAAGCGGUCAUCAUCAUCUCCGUCCUCUUAUCCUUCCUCAAGCAAUGUCUUGGAGGGCCAGGCCAGGACCAGGCCAUCUAUAAGCGCCUUGUUAGGCAAGUAUGGCUUGGUUCCCUGGCAGGUAUCAUCAUCUGCCUCAUCAUCGGCGGUGCCUUCAUUGGAGUGUUCUAUGGUCUGGGAAAGGACAUCUGGUCAAAGUCUGAAGACCUUUGGGAGGGCAUCUUCUACCUCAUUGCCACCAUCAUCAUCUCCUUCAUGGGCCUUGCGCUGCUGCGAAUCAACAAGAUGAAGGACAAGUGGCGCGUCAAGAUUGCCCAGGCUUUGGCUGAAAAGUCGGCUCAGUCUACCAAAUCGACCACCUGGCUCGGCGACUGGUCACGGAGACACGUCAUGUUCCUGCUCCCAUUCAUCACGACGCUGCGUGAAGGUGUCGAAGCGGUCGUCUUCGUCGGCGGUGUCUCUCUCAGCUUGCCGGCCACGGCCUUCCCCCUGCCCGUCAUCUGCGGCAUCAUCGCCGGUCUCGCCGUCGGCUUUUUCAUCUACCGCGGUGGUAACUUGAUGUCCAUCCAGAUCUUCCUCAUCGCCUCCACGAGCGUUCUGUAUCUGAUUGCCGCCGGCAUGUUCUCCAAGUCUGUUUGGAGCUUGCAAUACCACACCUUUGCUCAGCGUGUGGGAGGCGACGUUGCUGAAGAAGGCGAUGGCCCCGGCUCAUACGACAUCACCGAGACCGUCUGGCAUGUCAACUGCUGCAACCCCGAAACCGACAACGGCUGGGACGUUUUCAACUCGAUCCUUGGCUGGCAAAAUACGGCCACAUAUGGGUCCGUCAUCUCAUACAAUGUGUACUGGGCAUGCUUGGUCUUGACUGUCUCUUGUCUCAUGUAUGAAGAAAAGACGGGGUCGCUGCCCCUGAAGAACCAGUUCUUGAGCUUCAUGUCCAAGAUUCCAGGUUUUGGUGGAUGGGUUGCAAAGAAGCGUGCGAAGCAGAACAUUAACGAGCAUGAAGUGUUGCGACAGGUGCAGGCGGCUGGGCUGCUCAGGGAGUAG